GGCGGUGGCGCGGGGGCGGCGCGGGGCGGGGCGGGAGGCGGGCGCCGUCCAUGGCCCUGCGAGCGCCGCGCCGCCCCGGGCGCCGCCGAGCGGAGCGAUGGGCAACACGGUGCACAAGACCCUGGCAGACACAAGCCACCAGACCCGCUCUGUUUCCAGCCGCCCCUAUUACAGCUUGCCCAACAGCAGCCAUGAGAGGCGCUCAGUCCUCGCUAUCACGGAACCACCGCGUUUCCACUCCCAAGCCAAAGGCAAGAACGUGCGUCUGGAUGCUCACUCCCGCAAGGCCACACGAAGGAACAGUUUCUGCAACGGGGUCACCUUCACCAACCGGCCCAUCCACCUCUAUGAGAAAGUCAGGCUGAAGCUGGUGGCUGUGCACCAUGGCUGGAGCGGGGCCCUACGCUUUGGCUUCACCAUUCACGACCCAUCACAGAUGAGCUCUGAUGACAUACCAAAGUACGCCUGUCCAGACCUAGUGACCCGACCCGGAUACUGGGCCAAAGCUUUGCCAGAGAGGUUUGCUGUGAGAGACAAUGUCUUGGCUUUCUGGGUUGACCGUCAUGGGAGAGUCUUCUACAGUAUCAAUGACGAGGAGCCAGUAUUGUUUCACUGUGGUAUUAAAGUUUCCGGUCCUCUCUGGGCGCUCAUAGAUGUCUAUGGAAUCACCCAUGAAGUGCAAAUACUUGAUAGCAUGUUUGCAGAGACCAUGAGCACUGCCCGUCUCAGCACUGCCCGUCUCAGCACUUGCCUUCCGCAGAGCAACCAUGAUUCAGCCAACUUCAAUAACAACGAACUGGAGAAUAACCAAGUGGUGGCCAAAAUUGCAAACCUAAACCUAAGUCGGGUACCAGGACUUGCAACAGACAACCACAUCAUCCCCUGUUGCCCAAACCGACGGCAGCGUGCCCAGGGAGUCCCAGCCUUCCUGGACACAGACCUGCGAUUCCACCCCACCCGUGGACCUGACAUCACCUUUUCUCAGGACCGGAUGGUUGCAUGCACCAACUGGCAAGAAAGCAAUAGGACUUUGGUGUUCUCUGACCGACCUUUGCACAUUGGUGAAAGCCUCUUUGUGGAAGUAGGACAUCUUGGGUUGCCAUACUACGGGGCCCUCUCUUUUGGCAUCACUUCUUGUGAUCCAAGUACUUUACGGACAAAUGAGCUCCCAGCAGAUCCGGACUUUCUCUUGGACCGCAAGGAGUACUGGGUGGUUUACCGAGCAUUCCCGGUUCUCAACAGCGGUGACAUUCUCAGUUUCAUGGUCUUGCCAAAUGGAGAGGUGCACCAUGGGGUGAAUGGAGUCAGCCGAGGAAUGCUAAUGUGCGUGGACACCUCGCAGUCUCUCUGGGUGUUUUUUACAAUCCACGGUGUAAUCAACCAGCUCAAAAUAUUGGGCACUGUGCAGUCCAGCCCAGUGACCGUCUCUCCCUCAGGAUCCCCUGGUGGCUCACAGUACGACAGCGACUCGGACAUGGCCUUCAGCGUCAACAGGUCAUCGUCUGCUUCAGAGUCAUCGCUCGUGACUGCUCCCAGCUCACCCCUGAGCCCCCCCAUCUCUCCCAUCUUCUCUCCUCCGGAGCCAUCAAGCAGCAAGAAUGGGGAAUGCACCGUCUGCUUUGACAGCGAGGUGGACACGGUGAUCUACACUUGCGGACACAUGUGCCUCUGCAACACCUGCGGUCUUAAGCUGAAGAAGCAACUCAACGCCUGCUGCCCAAUCUGCCGACGGGUCAUCAAAGAUGUUAUUAAAAUAUACCGCCCUUAGUGCCCGCCUCGGGCUGUAGGAAGGGGGAACACCGCUAGCAGUAACCAUGCCUUUCCGUCCCUGCUUAUGGGUUAUUGUGCUGGUCAGUCGUUAUCAAGUGGCUCGUUAUCUAUGUUUCCUUAUUUGACUGGUAGGGCACAAUUCAGGGAUAAAUUUGAGCUGAGGAUCAGGUAGGGCCCAAAGGCACAGUUGCUGUGCCGGCCACGCUUAUGUGCCCAUGGGUGAAUCUGGGGAAUCACAGUCUGGGCCUGACCCAGCUGCAAAUGAGAAAUUUCCAGUGCAAAGGCUCUGUUUUUCCUCCUCUCCGCCUCCAGAGACUUGCUGUGGUGGGUGUCAGGAAGGGGAAGUGGCCACUUGGUCAGUGUUGGAUGCCACUGUACUUCUCAACCCCAAAACUCCAACAGUUCUGAGCUGCUGCCAGGUGCGUGAGCUGUGGUGGAACAAAAUUAGGACAAGACUUGAGUGGGAGGGUACAAAGUGAACAAAACUGAUCUGGAAAUGUCACACUCAUCUAUGUAAGGGAAACUAGCUAAGGCCAAAAUAGUAGCAUAGCCAGAUGCGCACUUAUUUGGGUUUCGCUCUCCUGAACAGGCUUUUGGGGUAUGUGGAAUAGCUGGUGUGGACUUAGAUGAAGCAGCUUUUGCUUUCCGUGGCAGAGCACGGACUUUUGGCUGGGGAGGCUGAGACUUAGGUAGCAUUGAGGAACACAAGCCCAUUGAUAGCCUGAGCCAACCCCAACUGCUGCAGUGGUGGAGGAGCAGGUAGGAGCAAUGGGCUGUUGAGGCACUGCCUGUAGGUCUGGCUGCUGAAGCCAUAAACUGCAGCCUGUGCAUGAGAGGGGCAUUUGAAUGAGCACACUGCAAUCCUGGCUUAGAAAAAGCACGGGGCUAGCACUGUCUGCAUGUAUGGUGUUUGUUGCAAGAUGCACAUGCUUGCAUUUUGCUCUGCUUCUCUUUGCAGGUAGUGUAGCUGCCAUCUCACCGUCCUGCCUGGCUCACCUCCCCUAGCCUUUGCUCUGCAGCCAGCGCUAUGGCAGGGCUCAGCCUUCCUCCUGCCCCACCACAGGGACAUUUUGGAGCCCGUGGUGAGAAAUUAAUUUCUGACUCAGUCCCAGCAGGCUCACCCUUUUUUUUUCUGGGGACUCUGUAUGAGUAUGUGUGCUGCCUUUCCAAGUUUCCCAGCUCAGCUUCCAGCUGCUGAGAUGCUGGAUCCCAACAGUAGAUGAGAACUUGUUGAGAUGAACAAGGUUCUAUCUCACUUGGUUUUCCUUGGGAGAAGGAAAGGAGGCGUCUCUGGGGUUACUGUUAGAUGUUGGGACUUAAAGGGUAAAUGCGUUUCAGCUGUGACAUUAGACAGCUACAAGCAGCAGAGAUGUGGAUGAGCUGGGCAGCAUCUGAGCAGGCGGCAGUGAGGCUGAUACAAGGAGCUCAGUAUCAUCACUGCUGCUCCUGCAGGAGCUGCCGUCCGUUCUCUGUCCUCUCCUCUCUGCCUGCUUCCAUGGCUCCUAUCCUGGCAGUUUUCCAGCUGGUCCAGGCUCCUAAAGAACUAGUUUGCUUAACAUGCAUCCAGCAGUGGGACCAUGACCAUAGCCUGUAGGAGAUUCCCGGUGUGACUCCCCAUAUUGCCUCUUCAUGUUUUAAUGCCCACUCAUGGAUUAGGUGGCCUCUGAAUUUUCAUUUGGCAGGUAGCAGCUGUUACGGAGAAUCUUAAGAUCCUCAGCCUUUGUGCACCAGGAGUCAGCUUUACACCUAUUUUGCAGUGUCCUGAAAGCAGCAACCAUGGGAAGUGGCUGAGUGACCAUCCCCUGGAGGUAUGUAAAAGACAUGUAGAUGUGCCACUUAGUGACAUGGUUUAGUGGUGGACUUGGCAGUGUUAGUUUUGCAGCUGGACUUGAUGAUCUUACAGUUUUUUUCCAACUUCAACGAUUCUGUGAUUCCGUAGCCAUGGGUGAUGGGCUGGUGGUGCCAACCCUGCUCUGACAUCAGGGAGAGCAGACCUAGGGGAGCAGCUUAUUCUCUUCCUGCAGCAGGCUCUGGCUGCCAGCUCGCAGGGCACAGAGAAAACUUUUUAUUUUCCUUGAGUUAAUUACAAUUUUAAUUAAGUAUAUAAAUGAGAGGCUGCUGUACAGUGAGUUCUUUCACCCCUUGCCCUGCUGCAUUGGCAUGAGAGCUUACUGGCUUUGCAGAGCCCUUUUUGGAAGCUCGGCUCAUGCCACUGGCUGUGCCGCUGCCACUGUGGCACGAGUUCACUUACACCUUUGCGAAAGGAUGCAGCAGGGGCAGCUUUCCAGCAGCCAGAGCCUUGCCCAGACCUCCAGGCUGCCCCCACCCCGGGUCCCGCAGACGUUGCCUUUGCAGAGACCUCCCUGGCUUGCCUGUUCGCAGGUCAGGGUCUGGCUAUAGUCUGUGGGCACAGCACUAAGAGUGCGAUGCUGUCAAAGUAUUAGAGCAUGGGGUGGACGGCUGCGGGGUGGUUUGGUCACUGUAGCGAGAAGCCUUUGCAUGAUGAGGAAUUUAAGGAAAGUUAUCCAAAUCCGCAGCGAGCGAUGUUAGCUUGGCUCAGCUCUGGGGCAGCAAACACCAGCAGCCAUCCCUGGGGCUGCUGUCCUGGUUUCAGGGGUGCCCAGUCCCUUGCAGUGGUUGCGCUGAGCUUCGUGCAGGAGCGGAGCAGAUCCUGUUGGCUUGGCUGAUACCUCAAGUCCUCCACAUGCGGAGCUCAUUGCUUACCUGGGGUGGGGUUUAUUUCGGUGCAGUUCCUUAUUUUCUUUAAGCCAGCAAGGAGGAAUACCGGCUCCACCCCAGGCUGUGUCUGAGCUUUUCAGGAUGCGUUGCACAGGCUGAAUUUUUGCUGUAGCAGCCGAGGCGGGUUUCCAUGAGGGCAGCACCCAACGGAGCCAGCAAGGGAGCCAGUGCAUACAGGGGAAUAACACAAGUUGGGGUCCAGAGUGUGGCCGUGCACAGAGCGGGAUGUGAGAGCAGUGGACUUGUCGCCCUGCUUAUCUGAGAGCAACAGGAAUUUUCCUAACUAGGCCUCUUAUAAAAGAUUUCCAGGAAAAGGUAGCCUCUUACAGAUUUAAUUGUUAGUUCUCGUAUUGCUAUUUUUUUUAAACAGUCCAAUGAUACAUGAUUUGUACAGAAGAUCUGUUUGUGCCUUAUAAGGGUGUCUGUGCACUUUUUAUCCUUUUUAAAGCAACUUGUAAAAAGAAAAAAAAAAUGGAGAAAACAACACAGAUCAAUGGUAGUUUUAUAGACUUUUGUGUUCACUGAGAAUCAUGCUUUUUUUAUAUAUAUAUAUAUAUACUGAAGUGAAAAAGUGUUUAUUUCCAUUGAUUUUUUCCCCCCCUUUCCUCCUUACCUAUUUGUUUAAAAAUUUAAAAAAGGAAGGAAGAAAAGAAGAGAUGGGGGAACUCUUUUACCUUCCCCCUUUCCGAGCCAGUUCCUCUCUUAUCAUUACCUUUAUGAUACAAUACUGUCACCUGUACAUCAUGUUUAAGCUGAAUCAGAUUUUGGACCUCUGUAUUAGGCUUUUCAAGCAAAUCAUUUGGGGGACCGGGGCAGGGAGGGCAUCGCACGAGGGAGGGAACUGCAAUUCUACAUGUCAGUGCUCUAUAGCGUUGUGUUCAGUGCUGUGUGUUUUACUUUUGUCCAUUUACCUGUUUUACAUUAAUAUAAUUUGACUUGUUUAUGAAACAAAUAAAACUUCGGCU
Messenger RNA from Cuculus canorus (common cuckoo), 5474 nucleotides. It is a transcript of the gene NEURL1B, whose product is annotated as neuralized E3 ubiquitin protein ligase 1B. Lineage: Eukaryota; Metazoa; Chordata; Aves; Cuculiformes; Cuculidae. The record is from RefSeq and is a predicted model, not a curated record. The transcript is spliced from 5 exons. Gene Ontology annotation, cellular component: early endosome. Bases 98 to 1768 code for a protein of 556 amino acids. Gene Ontology annotation, molecular function: ubiquitin protein ligase activity. Gene Ontology annotation, biological process: ubiquitin-dependent endocytosis.